GGAGUGGUAUUGUCUUCUUGUUAUGCACGGAGUUGACACCGAUCGCGACAACGCUGUCUGGGAAUGCGGUCAUGCAUGGAUGUCAGGUGUAUAUACCCUAUAGCGCACUAGGCCUACAAUUUAUGCUGCGUAUAAUUUUUAUGUGUCAGGGGUACGAGACCGUGGUAUUGGCUUAUACACAAAAGUUAAGCUAGCCCACUCUGAACAUAGAUUUAUGUGUUAUCGUUUUCCACUUUUUACAUAUGAAGAGGCUGUGUCAUUCGUUCCGAGUAGGCCCUAUUGACUCAUCUUCCUUCCUUCAAGGCAUCUAUUACAUCGUGGCCAUGUAUUGUGGUUGCCAUGAGACACUCUUGUCGUCAACAGCGAGGCUAUCGGAGUUUAGAUGAGUAAAUCUUUGUAUAUUUUAUCAUGAAUAUAGUUUAGAAGUGGAAGUAUGGAACACACAUACACACCGCAUCGACAAAAGCAAACCAGGGUUGACAUGACGACACCCAACGAUCGAGAGCUUUCCAGUACAGGCGUCAGCGAAGAGGUACUGCGCAAACUUGCGUCUCAACUCGGACCCGACUGGGGGAAAGUGGCAUCGUUCCUCGGUCUGGCCUGGGCAGAGAUCAGGAGCAUCAGGAGCGACAACCCGCUGCAGACGGAGGAGCAAGCUUUCCAAGCGCUCAUCAUGUGGAAGCAUGGGCAGCCCCGGCACGCGGACCAGAUCGGCACGUUGUGUUCAGCCCUUUGGCAGGCUGGUAGAAUCGAUCUAGCUGAACGAGUGCAAGAGGGAACCAGACGCCAAACUCUUACGUAUGCAGACCGCCGCUAUCUGCAGCAGGGAGUAGUAGACGGGCCAAAAUGUCAUACUAACCCGGACGAGGUUUCGGGGGUCUACUGUGAGACAUGCUCAACAUUGAUCUGCUACGAGCGUACUGCUGUCGAUCACUACCAGCUCAAACAUCAUAUUUCAGACAUCACAACAGCUGCUCACCGUCACAGUUGCCUCCUGAGGGAGGUACUGCUCCCAAAACUCUGCCAAGAGAUCGAGGAACUUGAGGAAUCCCUAAAGGAGAUCUCCCAAACAAAGCAGUUGUUUGUUGAACACUUCCAAGCCAAAAAGAAAUUUGAUGCGCUAGAAGUAAUUGCUGAAGAGCACCGGAAGAUGACACAACUUCGAAGGCAGCGUGACCUUCAAUUUAACCAACUGGAGACCAGAGUGAGUGAGUUGUUAAGGAGGAAACAAGAAUCGCUUCUGACGGUCCGGGGGAUCUUGCACAAUGCUUCAGCUAGGGAUUUCCUGUCAGCCUAUCCGAAGAUCAGGAAGAAGAUAGAGUUUCUGAGCUCCCAGAGGCCACCUGAGGUGGACCCUGGCCUCUCCUAUUUACGGUUCCCAAGUAACCAGAGGGGCUGUCCUAGUCGAUACGGUAAGGAGUUGCAACUCUGCGGCAGGCGUGACAGACCGGGAGAUAGCAGCGGAGCCGGAAAGGGAAUCACAAUCUACGGGGCUCGAGGUAUUGCAAUUCUUGCAACACGUGAGAUCCUGGUGACAGACCACUACAACAACCGAGUUGUCGUCUGCAACUCGAGAGGUCAACCACAACGAGUGAUUCGAGUGUUAGGAAAACCUCUGGAUGUUGCAGCCAUUCCGAAAUCCGAUCGCAUUGUGGUAGUUGACAGCACGAAAUACGUCCGAGUCUUGUCGAAGGAAGGAACGCUACAAGCAAAAUUUCCUACAGUUCCGCCGAACGAGGUUGAAAAAACCGAGGUUAAUCUUCGGAGUGUUGCAGUAAAGCGCGAUGGUACCAUAGUUGUGGGUGAUGUCAAGAGAAAGGUUUGGACCGAGCACAGGCCGACCGAUGGGGCACUCAAGCGUACCAUGCCAGUCAAGACCAAGCCUUACUUCCUGGCGGUUGACAGCACUGAUAGGGUCGUGGUCAGCGGCAUCGUAAGCACGGUACGCGUUCUGGACACCAACGGGAUCACCCUGUUCAAAAUCAAGCCAAACGUGGAAGGGGAGAGGGUGAAGCAGCUGUCCGGCGUGUGCUGCAUCGGGUCAGACAUCUACGUGACAAUGAACAAUGGCGCAGAGCACACAGGACACAUCCACCACUACGACAGCAGUGGAGUGUUCGUUGGUUGCCUGGCCCAGGGAGAGCAGCUACCGCUUGGGAUGGCGUUUAUAUCAAACAGACAGGAGCUAGCAGUUGCCAACUGGUCAGGUGGCGUCAACAUGUACAAGCUUGAGGAGAGACGCCCUGAUAUCGGGUGGAAUUCAGUCCCUUGUACAAAGUAAAUAUAAAAAUAACCAUCAUAACUGUCAUAAAAAGAUGCAUGAAAUGCACACUGCAAAGUUAUUAUGAGAAAUAAGUAGUUCCCCCUUCCUCAUAAAAAGGUUGGUGCAGCAGUAACGUCAUUACCCAUCUGUCUGCCCGUAUGCAACAAUCUGACAUUCAAAAAGCUGAGGGACCUGCCUCCCGCCCCCGGAGAAUUCCUUAAUUUACUCCUAACAAAUAAAUCAUCAUUUGCACCUUACUCUGCAUUGCACCUUAUUGUGCAAUGGAUUUCUUCCCGCAUAUAAAACGCAGGCUUACACGUUUAGGUUAGUGCAAAGGCCGUGGUGUAUAAUUAGGUCAGAUUACUGCAUUGUGGGUAAGAAAUGUAAGCAUAUAAUGUGCAGAUGCCUCAUGCUGGCAAAGUGAGCAGCUAACCAACAGAUUAAGAAGGUUCAUACACGCGAGAUAACCACACCGGUCAAGACAAGAGUAGAACAGGUGAGGGAAUGUCAAGUUAAAAGAAGUGGUAGUUUGCCCUUCAACCAGCGACCCUUUAUAUACUUAGACAGUUUCAAAUUUAUCAUUUACCAUAACAGUCCUCAAUCCUCCACCUGUUGGAGGACUGAGGACUGUUAGGGUUAAGGGACAUUUCCAUAAUAUAGUUGAAUAGAUUAUUUAGGCAAUUUAUUUGUAAACAAUACUGACUUCCAAACAAGCUUAUAAUUAACCGUGCGUUCUUGUAACCAUUCUAAACAUCGUUUAAUCGGCGAGCUUCUUCAGCUGUGCUUGAGAAGAUAUCGAAUACAAUGCACCAGGACCCGUGCUAUAGGGAAAUGCAUACAUUUACACCAGUCUGACGUUCCUGGUAUUUUCGCACAUCUGGUGUUCUUUGUUCUGCACGCGGAUUUUUAUCUGUACGUUUUUGAAUAAGUAAUCGCAAAUAGCAUUAUUCACCGAUCUGCCGAUUACAAUACAGGCGUCUCUCCUCCAAAGUGACAGGUAGUAUAAUACUGAGGGGGCUUGCGUGAGUUUUAGAUGUAUCUUACAAAUUGUUCUUGGCAGCCAUUUUUCUGGUAUGAGCUUUUGUUCCACAGGGACACACGAGCAGACCUGUUGUGAUAUCCCAUCGCAACAAAAGCAGUCACCAGAAACAUGGCUGCCAAGCAGAACCUCUGUUCAAGCGGCUUGGCAAAUACAGAAUCAGCACCAGGCGUGUCAACUUGUCUUGUUUACUCAGAGUUUAUUUCCUUGGUAAAAGCUGUGAGUUCAGGUGCAACCCGAUUUUCUUUUUGGAAAGCUGAGGACGUUUGAAAUUUCUCGUCGUGGAAUCAAAGAUCGAUAUGUUCAGGAAAAAAAUAUUGUCACAAAACAUACCUUCAAAAAAUACAAUAUUUUAAGUUAAAUUAUGCAUUUCUUGUAUUUUAUAUUGUGUUUGUUGGUGUUUUGUUUAAUAUAGUUAGAGUUAAUACUGUACUGCCUUUAGUCAUUUCAGGAUAAAAGGCUGAUCAAAUGA
Molecule: messenger RNA, 3774 nt
Organism: Acanthaster planci (crown-of-thorns starfish)
Lineage: Eukaryota; Metazoa; Echinodermata; Asteroidea; Valvatida; Acanthasteridae
Biological process (GO): protein polyubiquitination; proteasome-mediated ubiquitin-dependent protein catabolic process; signal transduction
Molecular function (GO): protein binding; ubiquitin protein ligase activity
Source: RefSeq, a predicted model, not a curated record